Messenger RNA from Rhododendron vialii, 597 nucleotides. RefSeq lists its product as uncharacterized. The coding region runs from base 1 to 597 and encodes 198 amino acids. The record is from RefSeq and is a predicted model, not a curated record. The transcript has 2 exons. Lineage: Eukaryota; Viridiplantae; Streptophyta; Magnoliopsida; Ericales; Ericaceae.
AUGAAACUUCUAGGAGCAAUCAAAGCAGUGCAAAAUUUGUCCAAGUUUCAACGUGGACGCCGAGUCCCUACAGUGAGGGUUACUCCAGUUCGUUCAGAUUUGGAAAAAUAUUUAGGGUUGCCGGCGGAGGUGGGAAAGUCUAAAUCAACCCUGUUCGAUUAUAUUAAGGACAGGGUUCUUCAGAAAUUAGCCGGGUGGAAAGAGAAAAUUCUCAACCAAGCUGGGAAAGAGGUGUUGCUUAAAUCUGUAGCUUUGGCCCUUCCGGUAUAUGCUAUGUCCUGUUUUAAGUUACCGGAAGGGUUGUGUCACCAAAUCGAAGCGGCUAUGGCUAGAUUUUGGUGGGGUCAAAAAUGUGAUGAACGAAAAAUUCACUGGAUGAAAUGGAGUCGGCUAUGCAAUCCUAAAUUCAAGGGAGGACUAGGGUUUCGAGAUCUUACAUCUUAUAAUUUGGCUCUCUUAGCAAAACAAGGAUGGAGGAUUAUAAUGUCUCCAGGAUGCUUAUUGGCCCAGAUUCUUAAAAGUAGAUAUUUUAAGGAUAGUUUGUUUAUGGAAGCUGAGUUGGGUUCUAAUCCGUCAUGGGUUUGGCGAAGCAUUUGA